Molecule: messenger RNA, 1002 nt
Organism: Pocillopora verrucosa
Lineage: Eukaryota; Metazoa; Cnidaria; Anthozoa; Scleractinia; Pocilloporidae
Source: RefSeq, a predicted model, not a curated record
AUGUCAGCACAUACUUCUCAUUUAUCAGGUAAAGAUAUUGACGGUAGUCAGAUAUUUCCUGUUGAAAAGGAAAUGCCGAAACAAGCCUUUAUGAAUAACACUGCAAACAACACCCGACGAAUCAAAAUGAGGGACAAUCGACAAGGAAUAGCAAACGCUAACAACUCUUCGAAAACCCAGUCAAUGUACUCGAUCACAGAGAACAGUAGUCGAACUCCAAACGCUUUGAAAUUUUUCAGUCGUGGUAUGAUAAAUGAAGUAAAGUGCAAAUCUAUACCCACCCUCGGUUCAGACAUUUCCACACCAUCGAACACCUUUAUUUUAUCUUCAAUAGCUAAGAACUGCGCUGAGCUGUACAAAUCUGGUCAAAGGGUCAGCGGUGUUUACACAAUCGACCCGGAUGGUUCAGGCGCCUUUAAUGUAUACUGUGACCAAACUACAACCGGUGGGGGAUGGACGGUGAUCCAGAAGAGAAUGGAUGGCUCAGUCGAUUUUAACCGCACCUGGGAUGACUACAAGCAUGGCUUCGGUAACUUGGUCGGUGAAUUUUGGCUCGGACUAGACAAGAUAAAUCGCCUGACACGAAACAAGACAAAGAACAAGCUUCGAGUAGAUCUAGGAGUAAAAACUGGCAAAACUGUGCACUCUGAGUAUGGCUGGUUUGGAAUUGGGACCGAGACAGCUAAGUACUCGCUAAACCUUGGCAAAACCAUAGAUGCCACUGUUUCCAAUGAUUCCCUCGGUCCUCAUAAAGGUUUCGGUUUUGGUACCUGGGAUAAGGUUCAUGCUGGCUGUACUCAAAAAAUAGGAGGAGGCUGGUGGUAUGACAGCAGUAUUACUGAAUGUGAGGUUUCGUCAAAUCUCAAUGGUAUUUAUCGACGUUGUGGAAAAGGAACCUUGGCCGCUAUCCACUGGGGAUACCUAGAUGGAAGUGCCGAGAAUAGCGCUCCAGCAUCAACUGAAAUGAAAAUAAGACCAGUGGAAUUUAUGCGCGUGGCUUGA